This is a messenger RNA of Ilex paraguariensis (yerba mate), 888 nucleotides long. Lineage: Eukaryota; Viridiplantae; Streptophyta; Magnoliopsida; Aquifoliales; Aquifoliaceae. The record is from the annotation of a GenBank genome assembly.
AUGGCGAACGGGGUAGGGAAGAGGAGGAUGGGUGGUCUGUCGGCUCAUGAGGCGCAUUACAUGGACAAUAGGGCUGAGGCAGAGGGCAUGAGGAAGAAGACAUUCUUGCCGUACAAACAAGGCUUGCUUGGGUGUUACAGUUUCAGUUCUAAGAGUCAUGGUGCCAUGAAUGGGUUUGUCAAAACUUUGAACCUUGUUUUCUCAAGAACCCAGGCAAGUGGCAAGAUGAAUGAGGCUAGUGACUUUGUUCUUGAGAUGAGUAUUCAGAGAUUGAUGUCGAGUGAAGGAGGAGGGAUGCAAGCUAGAGUAAUCGAUGUUGAUGCAAGGGCUCAGGCGAACGCUAGUGAGGUAGGAGGAUUGAUUGGCAUUGGCGAGGUAGGGACCCAAGCAGGUGUCGAGAGCGACGCGGGGCCUCAACCAGGCGUCAAAGACAAGACGAGAAACCAGGAGGGCGCAGGAAGCGAGGUGCCAUGGGUUGGAGCCGAAGGCGAGGUGUUGUGUACUGGCGAGAAGGUUGAUUGCAGAGUAGGCAUGGCAGAAUCGGCGCCCCUGGGUGCUACACGAGGACUGGCGAGCGCGAGGGAGGCGUCACCAGGCGUGGCGAUGGAGGAUGGGCAUGGAGCUGGGAGCCAGAAUGGGGUGCCAAGAGGUUGGGUGUGCUGACGCUAGUGGAGCUAGUACCCAAGAGCAGGUGCCAAAUCUUUAGUGUUAGGAGCACAGACAGACCUUGUGUGUGCUAGGUGUUAAGCGUAGGAAUAUAGCAGGAAUGAGGUGGCGGUGCCGGAUGGCCAUAAAAAGGAUGAGGCCCGAUUGUUGACAUUCAAUCUAAUGUAGUCCCACGAGUUACAAAUGGCCUGAGUUUCAAGAACAUGCCUAGAGAUGGUAAAA